CUCCCCACAUCAGUGACGUCACGAUUAGCAAAAUGGCGAUGCGCUCUGAUGAUCCUCCAAACAGCCGACUAUUUAUUUUAUGCCAGAAAGGCAUCACCGAAGAGAAGUUCCAAGAAACUUUUGGUCAGUACGGUAAAGUCGAAGAUAUCUGGAUCGUAAAAGAUAAACGCACAAAUGAAGAUCGAGGGAUUGUAUACAUCAAGUUCAGCAAGACCUCGGAGGCUUUGCUGGCUAUGGAGGAAAUGAAUGGACGCUGUAUGCCAGGACAGCCAAAACCGCUCAAAGUGGUAGUGGCCAAUACUAAGAGAGAAGGUUCCACUAGGGAUCCUCGAGAGGAUGAGAAACUGGUGCGGCUUUUUGUCAUUGUGCCAAAGUCUUUCACAGAGGAAAACUUGAAAGAAGAGUUUGAAAAAUAUGGCGAUGUUGACCAUGUGACAGUGAUUCGUGACCGAAGUACCGGAGAAAGUAAAGGAUUUGGCUAUGUGAAAUACCAUCGACCAUACCAUGCAGCCUUGGCUUAUGAGAAUUGUGACCAAAGUUUUAAGCCCAAAUUUGCUGAGCCACAGCGGUCACGAGAUGAGAGAGAGCAUGACAACUCAGAUUUUUACAACUUUGGACCUUCACACAGCGGUGGUGGUGGUGGCGGUGGUGGUGGUGGAGGAGGAGGUGGAGGUGGUGGCGGCGGCAGUGGUGGUGGUAGUUUUCACAGAGGCUUAAAGCGUACAUUUGACGAAGAGGUUGGACCACCACUUCCAAUGCCAGUCCCAGGUGGCAUCGGGCCUAUGAACAUGCUAUGUGAGUACCCUGCCCAGUCCAACUGCUGUCGCUUGCAGAUUGUUGCUCCAAUAGGCAUGACACAGGGCUACCUGGCUAAACUUUUCAAUCUCAUUCCGGGAAUGGAGUAUUGUGAUCUUAAUGAAUCUACAGGUGUGGCUUAUGCCAGAUACUCAACACCUCAGUGCGCAGGAUAUGCGCGAGAUAAGCUGAAUGGGUUUGAGUAUCCUAUUGGUAGCCCACUACAUGUUUCUCUGGCAGAAGAAACAGGACCGGUGAAUACUGCUCGCAGUUAUGACGGGAUAAGCUACUCAACUGCUCCAGUAGAUGAGAUGGCCAAUUUGAGACAGAGGGCAGCCAGUUUAUUGGAAAAAGCUGGCAUCAAUCCCCAGGCUGUCAUGGCAACUGAUUCUGGAAACCCUUUGGUAGGUGCUGGGAUGGGAGGAGGGGCAGGCAAGCUGGAGCGCGUCAACUACUGCAAUAUUCUGCUCCCACUGCCACAGCCCUUGGUUCCUGAAGACUCUGCUGUCGCCCAGCGUCUGUUCAUUGUGUGCCAGCCUUCAGCUGUGUCAGAACGAGUGCUGAGAGAUGCAUUUAGUCGAUUUGGCAACCUUAUAGAUGUCUACUUGCUCUCGGGACGAAACUAUGGCUAUGCCAAGUUUGCUAACAAAGAGUCUGCGAUGAAGGCAAUCCAGUUUUUGCAUGGGCAAAACCUUUCAGGUCAGAGAGUGAAAGUAUUAGAGGCAGAACCACCAAAACAUGAAAAUGAGGAUGGCCCAUCCAAAAAGCAACGCACAUAAACUCUGCUUUAAAAUGUAUAAUCAUUCCAGUGCUGCUGAUGACUUGCUCCUGUCUUGUGUCAGACUGACACAUUCAUGGACAGGACAAACCAUUGAAGACGAUGACAAGUACAAUAACUACAAUCACUACCCUACCAUACCACUGGACUGAACAGAACAUCCAUAGUCUUAAAUGACUGACAACUGGCAAUCAAAGGACCAACCUUGAGACUUGAAUUAACAAUGAAACCAAAUAUUUAAAAAAAAAUAAAAGCAAAGAAAAGAAACAAACUGAAGCCUACUUCCAGACUGUUUCACUUCAAGUAUUGACAUAGUAUAUAUAUAGCUGAGGGGCAAAACACCCCUUUCAUUACUCAUAAAACAGUUAACUGUCUCAAGUAUUGAAGGAAAUACAUGCGUCACAAAUGUUGCCAACAGAGGAGAAAUAAAUGCAGAGUUCUGUGUCAAGAGCAGAGCUUACAGGAAGUAUUCACAAUGUGCAGUGCAACUGAAAAUUUUUAGCUUUGUGUCCGUUCGGUUAACAUUUGACAUAUUAAGAAAUGUUUAUGGUUAAAAACUGCUGGGAUUGUUCUGCAAAUAGUCAGUGAAAGUCAAAUAAACAAGAAUAUAUAACUUGCUUGUGGUAAGUCCGAUUGCUUUCGUAGAACCAUUUGGGGUAUGGAAAGUUUUAUAAUGUUUUCCGCUAUCCGUUCCGUGAAACUGUGCUUGUUUCUUACCGAGUGGCGCAUAUAGUCAGUAAUUUCAAAUAAAGUAUGCUUUUGUCUCAUUUCUUUUUAUGCCUCUUUUUACCCUUUACUCAUAAGCUGAAAUUUCAUAUAUGAGACACAAUUUCUUAAUGAUCUUAAAGUAGUUGAACAGCUUGUGCUGUUUUUAUUUCUCCAGUUAUUUGAAUCUUUCUGCAUCAGUCAUCUUAAUUUCACCUAGCCAUGUAAUUCAAGCUUUAUAAUAAAAAUACCCCAUCAACAAAGCAAUUAUUUUGUCGUUUAUGUACAGAAGUCUUCAUGAGUUUUCCAACUAGUUUCUGAGAAAUUUAUAUGAUAGUUUUUAAAAGCCCUCAUGAAGUGUUUUAUAUAGGACAACUUUUUUCUCCCCUUUUGCAUCAUUUGGGGGAUUUUUCUUGCUGCUUUUAAUGAGCUGUUCACAAGGUCUGUACAAGGAGCAUUAAUGACAUGAACUGUUGGGAAAAUGUCUAGAUAUUUUAUGAUUGGUUUGACUGCAGCAUUAUUCAUCACCUACUAAAGCAUUCUGCAUCUGCAGAUUUUUGCAGGUUUUUUUUUUUUAAUGUUCUUUAGUGACCAGACUACCUCAUUUCAGUUAUGACCAGUCAUCUUGUAGAGUGCUUUUUCUGGCUGGGAAUUUUUUGUCAUAUCAAAUGACAGGAAAACUAAAACAUUUAAGGUUUUAAAAAUAUCUAUGUAAAAUGUUUACUGGAUCCUAAAAAGAGUUAUGGCAACAGAUGAUAAAUCAGAUGGCCAGGUUCUCCUCUUUUUAAAAGCGUCUUUUUCUUGUGGGUGCAGUGCUCUUGCCUUGCUCACUUCAGCUUUAGUUUGAAAUUAAUUUUUUAAAUGGUCAUUUUUAGCAUUUUUCUGACUUUAAAAACCUGUUUAGUGUACAGUUAUUGAAAUGUCCUUUGUGUGUGUUUUAGCUGAGACAACAUGUUCCACAUUAGGACAAAUAGUCAUUGGCUGUGAUUUGUUACUUGUACAUAUCUUUAAGCACAUUUAACACUAUCCAUCACACAGCAUGUGUUCAGCAUUGUUUUUAUUCCACGCAGCCUAGAGAUCUUACAGCAUAAAUAAAAUUUUCUGUUAAAAUUCAUUUAUUCAUUUAUUCAGUUUAUUUAUGCAUUAUGAACACAUAAUGAAUUUGUACAGGCAAAUGCACUUGUGCACAUAUACACAAACACAUAUACACCCUACUGCUUGUCAGUGAUAAAAUUUGUUACUGGAAAAAGUAAAACAAAUCAUCCUUUCACUGCUUCCAGCCAAUGGGUGAGAGAAGCAUGUUUUUGCAAAGAUAUUGAUAAUGCAUAUGAAGAUGCCUUUUGAAAUGAAUUGGUGGAUAUAAAUUAUUUUCAUUGUACUUGCAUACAUUAUAAUUUCUGGAGUUUCCAAACACUUGCUAUAAUGAAUUUCACAUGUAUUCUAAAAUCCAGUCCAUAUCAUUCAUUAUUCAAUAGGAGAUAACAGUUUUAGAGUUAGUAGAUGAAAUGUACAGUGACUAAUAAACUUGCUUCAAGUAAUGAAGUCAGACACCAGCAAGUAGUGACCUGGCAUUGACUUGAGGAACAUGAAUGGACAGACACGGAUACUGACAUCGCAGUGACUGGACGGGAACAGUGAAGGAAAGUAACUUACAUAUGGUAGUUACUCGUUUAGAUUUCUGGAAAAGUUUAUUCCAGUUCUGUUGACUUACAUUUUUUGAAAUUUCUUAUCUUUUUAGUACUAUUGUACACAUAAUCAAGUAUUAGAUUUGAUUUUGCUGCAGUGAUUUGACAAGAAAAGCUUCAAAUGAUAAAUUUUCCUUUACACCAAAAUGCAUGCACACACGGCCUGAGAAAGGGGAGUUGGGGAGAAACAAGUUCAAAUGUGAUAAUUGGAUUUUAAGAGAUUUCAUUUGGUUUUAAGAAAGCCCCAUACCAGGAAGGAAUUUUAGUUUUUUUACUGUGUGAAAGUCUGUAUGUGAUGUUUCUGCAAUGAAUACAGAUGAUGCUUUGAUUUCUUCUGUUUACAACAGUUUAAAGGUGCAGGGUGUUUAGCCCCUCAGGCCUGGAUCAAGCACAACAACAUCAACAUUCUAUUUCUCAGGGUUAAAGAGAAGAACUAAAGAAGAGAUCCUGAAUGACUUUUUUUUUUGGGCUGCAAGAAAAUGUUCUUGUUUAAGAUGUAGUGUUGAAAUUUCACUAUAGAAAUAAAAUGUAUUUAUACAAA
Pomacea canaliculata is the source of this 4504-nucleotide messenger RNA. RefSeq names its product RNA-binding protein 45-like. NCBI's taxonomy places the organism in Eukaryota, Metazoa, Mollusca, Gastropoda, Architaenioglossa, Ampullariidae. The transcript is spliced from 13 exons. The record is from RefSeq and is a predicted model, not a curated record. Gene Ontology annotation, molecular function: RNA binding. Bases 33 to 1574 code for a protein of 513 amino acids.